Corvus hawaiiensis (hawaiian crow) is the source of this 2244-nucleotide messenger RNA. It is a transcript of the gene GPR171, whose product is annotated as G protein-coupled receptor 171. Gene Ontology annotation, molecular function: G protein-coupled purinergic nucleotide receptor activity. Bases 726 to 1796 code for a protein of 356 amino acids. Lineage: Eukaryota; Metazoa; Chordata; Aves; Passeriformes; Corvidae. Gene Ontology annotation, biological process: G protein-coupled receptor signaling pathway. The transcript is spliced from 2 exons. Gene Ontology annotation, cellular component: membrane. The record is from RefSeq and is a predicted model, not a curated record.
CACUCUCUGUCUGUCACAGCCUAUUUAGAUCUCCCUAAACGCACAGCCCGAAAUCCGACUGCCAAACGCUCCGGAGGUCGGGCUCAGCUUUUGGCAAGCCACCCCUGGCUGUGCCAGUGGCCAGCGUCACCUGGUCACAGCCCUCCAGGGCUGGGUUUGCCGGGUACUGCUCGCCUGCGGAGGAUGGGGACAAGGCAGGCUGCACCGCGCCACGGCGCAGGAAACGCCAACGCCACAGACCACCAGCAGCACCAAGGCCCAGGUCAGCCCCGCUCUCAGGACGAGACACACCUGCAGAGAGCCAACUGCAAGGAACAAACUGCUUUCUCCAACAUUUUAAACCACUGGAGGAUCUGCAAUCAUUUUGCUUUAAAAACUGUGCAAAUCUGGAUACAAUUUUACAGAUGAAAUGACAUGUGCAGUAGUUCUCUUAUAUUGGAUGUAAAAAUUAGGUACGAUAUACAGAAAUGGAAGUGUUGCAGUCUGACGCCACUCAAGACAUAAACGUGUUAGUUCCAGGAAAUUCAAAGGAACAGCCUUUCCCACAGCCAUUCUCUGUAGCAGACUGACACAGUGCAGCAAACAAACAAAAUCCCCUCAGUCUUGGAGCUGCAUAUUUAGUUAAAAUAGGACAAAAAUUUUCUACUUUACUUUUCUACUGAAGCCUACAAAGAGAGUCCUUGAUACCUCCUGUCAGAAAAGCCAACUCACACAAGGAGUUUACGAUGUCAAGCAACAUUUCUGAAUGUCAUCUCUAUGAAGAAAUGGAACCUUUUACCUAUUUUUACUACUUGGUUUUUCUUACGGGAAUUAUUGGAAGCUGUUUUGCACUGUGGGCAUUCACGCAGAAAGAUAAGAAACAGAAGUGUAUGAGCAUCUACUUAAUCAAUCUCCUCACUGCAGAUUUCUUGUUGACUUUGACAUUGCCCGUGAAGAUUACUGUGGACCUAGGAAUUGCGUCCUGGAAUCUGAGAAUAUUCCACUGCCAAGUCACGGCCUGCUUCAUCUACCUGAACAUGUAUUUAUCAAUCAUAUUUUUGGGAUUUGUGAGCAUGGAUCGCUGCCUCCAGCUGAUGCACAGCUCUAAGAUCUACCGCAUUCAGGAGCCUGGGUUUGCCAAGACGUUGUCUGCAGUCGUAUGGAUCAUGGUUCUCCUCAUAACUGUACCUAACAUGGCUAUUCCCAUAAAACACAUUGAAGAAAGACCUGGCAUAGGCUGCAUUGAUUUCAAAACAAAAUUUGGGAGAGACUGGCAUGUGUUCACUAAUUUCAUCUGCACAGCAAUAUUCCUGAAUUUCUCGGCUGUGAUACUGAUUUCCAAUUUUCUCAUUGUUAGACAGCUCUACCGCCACAAGUACAGUGAGAGUUACAGCAGAGUGAAGAAGGCGCUGACCCACAUCCUGCUGGUGACGGCCGGGUACCUGCUCUGCUUCGUGCCCUACCACGCCGUGCGCAUCCCCUACACGCUGAGCCAGAGCAACACCAUAACCAGCUGCCCCCUCAAACGGGCUCUCUUCAAAGCCAAGGAGUCUACCUUGCUGUUUGCAGUCUCAAACCUCUGCUUUGACCCCAUUCUCUAUUACCACCUUUCCAAAUCGUUCAGACUGAAAUUCACGGAGACGUUUGCAGCCCCCAAGGAGACAAAGGCCCUCACGGACGCGGAGGUGCAGCACAGCAGCGAACAGCAGAUGUGCAGCCCUGACUGCAAAGCACACGAGCCCACCUGCAGCACCAACAGCUGCUGGGUGACUGCAGACGUGGGCACCACAGCCGACAACGCUCCUGAAGAGUCGUGAGCCCAAGCAGGAGGAGAACACCCCAUCAGUGAACACCCAUCGCUGUGUGGCACGCUCACACAGCAGCCCUGAGCACACACAGCCUUCAGGGAUGCCUUUCACAAACAGCUCCGUGAACAGCGGUGACCCACCGGGACCAGCAACGCGUAAGAAUACAUGGCCAGACUCAACUGUACCUCGGAAUUGUUCAUGGCAGACACCUGAACUCACCUUUACUAAGUUAAAUAUUGUGCAUUUACUAUAUUAAAUGACUUGGUGCUAUCAAGUGAAGAAAUUAUUUAACAGCAGUUCUCCAGCUGCAAAGCUGAUUGGACAAGAUUAACCAUAAAGAAUUUUAGAAGGCAUUAUUUACUCCAGAAAGGGAUUUUAAACAGCACUGAAAAUUAUUGUAUCUGCUUACAGCACACCUGCAGGCUUCAUAAAUAAACUUCUUGUUCUUGCCAAGUUC